AUGAAAGGCAAAAAGCCUAUUUUUAUUAAUUUAGUUAACGAAAACGAUGAAGGAAAUGAUGAUACGAUUCAACAGAAUAAGAGAAAUAAUGACCAAUCGACUCAACAAAAUGAGAGAAAUAAUGAUUCCAAUAAAUCCACUUUACAAAUGCAGAUUGAGGAGUUAACUCGCCUGCUUAAGUCUGUUACGAAAGAAAAGCAGAAGAUAACUGAUCCAAAAGAAAAUAUUAUUGACUGGUCUAACGUGGAUCUGGAAAUUCAAGAAGAAGAUGAUCAGGCCAGAGAAGAUGAAAAUCAAGAAGUUGUUGACGAAAAUCAAGAAGAAGUUAAAGAAAAUCAAGAAGAAGUUGAUGAAAAUCAGAAAGACGAAGAAGAGGAUCAGAAUAAAAAUAAAAGAGGUGUUAGUAUUGUUUCCUCUGAAUAUGAUAGUAUCAGCAGCGAAUAG
Messenger RNA from Rhizophagus irregularis DAOM 181602=DAOM 197198, 444 nucleotides. RefSeq lists its product as uncharacterized. Lineage: Eukaryota; Fungi; Glomeromycota; Glomeromycetes; Glomerales; Glomeraceae. The record is from RefSeq and is a predicted model, not a curated record.